Molecule: messenger RNA, 1718 nt
Organism: Ilex paraguariensis (yerba mate)
Lineage: Eukaryota; Viridiplantae; Streptophyta; Magnoliopsida; Aquifoliales; Aquifoliaceae
Source: the annotation of a GenBank genome assembly
UCUGUGCUACUGAUUGAGAGUAGAAACUAAUUUCCUUGCUGUAGACAGCCGGAGCGCUCUCUCUCUCUAUCUCUCUCACAGACGCACGCACACUCCUUCUGUCCCCAUUUACUUGUAUACCAUUCAUGAACUUUAGAAUUAAGGGAUUGUUCUCAAUACUAAGGUCACUCAUCCCACCAUCACCCGCCACCCCUCUUCCCCUCCACCAUCACCACAUUCAGUCCCGAACCCUAGUGAAAGUCCGCCUGAAAUGGGUAAAGAAUCGCUCAUUAGACCACAUAAUCGACACCCACACGGACAUCAAAGCCGCGUACCUACUCAAAGACUCCAUUGUUCGCUCCUCCACGGGCUAUAUCACCUCUCAGUUCCUCUUAAAUACCCAAAAACUCCUAGGCCUCACUAUCCCAACUCUCCGCUUCAUUCGCCGGUACCCAACUCUUUUUGAAGAGUUUCCCCACCCGAAAUACCCUUCUUUGCCUUGCUUCAAACUCACCAGCAUUGGAACAACAUUGCAAAAUCAAGAACUAAGCAUAUUUCAAGAGCACCAGGAUGAUGUAGUCCAACGCCUCUGUCGGGUCCUCAUGAUGACCAAGAACAAAAUGGUGCCACUUCAGUCAUUACAUCCUUUGAAAUGGGAUUUGGGUUUGCCUGAUGAUUUUGACAGGAAUUUAGUGAAAAAGUGCCCGGAUCAUUUUCGGGUUGUUAAGGGGACUAAUGGGUUAGCUUGUUUGAAACUCGUUCAAUGGCAUAAUGAAUUUGCGGUUUCUGAGCUGCAAAAAAGUAAUGAGAAGGGGGAAUCGGGUAGUGGUACUGAAAAUAGUGGUAACAGUGUGAAUGGGUAUAGGCAAUUUAAGAGGGGACAAUCAGCAUUGGCAUUCCCGAUGAGUUUUCCGAGGGGCUAUGGGGCACAGAAGAAGGUGAAGGCAUGGAUGGAGGAGUUUCAGAAGCUGCCAUACAUCUCACCGUAUGAAGAUUCUAGGGGAAUUGACCCGAAUAGUGAUCUUAUGGAGAAGAGGGUUGUUGGAGUUUUACAUGAGUUUUUGAGCUUGACUAUUUACAAGAAAACUAAGAGGAAUUACCUGAGGAGCUUGAGAGAUGAAUUGAAUCUUCCCCAAAAGUUCACGCGAAUUUUUACAAGAUAUCCUGGGAUAUUCUACUUGUCGCUGAAGUGUAAGACUACGACUGUGGCUUUGAGAGAAGGGUACAGGAGGGGGAAACUAGUGAACCCGCAUCCGCUUGCUCGACUUAGGGAGAAGUUUUAUUAUGUAAUGAGAACGGGGUUAAUCUAUCGGAAUAAAGGUGUGGACAUGAUACCUCAGCUUGACAAUGUGGUGAAUGAUGAGCAAAAUGGGAUAGAAGAAGAAGAGUCUGAGGAAGAAGAGAUUGAAAUGAGUGAUGAAUGCUUCGAGGAGGGAAGCUCAGAGUCAGAGAUUGGAUCUGAUGAAGAUUAGCAUUCCGGUUAACAAAUACAGCAAUAGAGACAUAAUUGAAAUAGGAAAAAAUAUGUCAGCUCUGAAUGUAAGGAAAUUUAGCGCAUUGUGAGAAUUUUUUGAUAGAUAACAGAUAGCAAGUCUUGUCUUAGUGAAAUACGAAAAUAGAUAUUAAAUAUGAGUUAGCUCCAAUUAAAGUUAAAGUUGUUGUCCAAUGGAAAUCUCUAUGUUUAAUAUUUCUUUUUAUCAUCUUAGCAAGAGCAUGGGAUUGAAGGUUAUUGACCAUUA